This is a messenger RNA of Peronospora farinosa, 2115 nucleotides long. Lineage: Eukaryota; Oomycota; Peronosporomycetes; Peronosporales; Peronosporaceae. The record is from the annotation of a GenBank genome assembly.
AUGGCAAAUGAUAAACAAAAGAAUGCGUUGGCUGUGGCCACAUGUGCCGCAGCACUCGCGGGUCUCGCCAUGUGGGCGCGUAGCAAGAAGCAAAAACGAACGCGUCUGUUGCGUAAGCAAUUGACUCACUUGCAUUUUGAUCUGAGUAUCGCAGAGAUCGAGGCCGAGACGGAGCGGAUCUUGGCGCAGAUGAAACGUGUGGACGACGAGAUCGCGGCGCUACCGUCCUCUGCUGUGACAUUUGAAAACACUGUACAAAAACUUAUAAAUUUAGACCACGAGAUGCUUAGCCAUGUGACGAAUGUGACGUUCCUGGGGCAAGUGGCGGCCGACAAGGAAACACGCGACGUUUGUACUAAAGCAGACGAAGCCAUUGACGACUUUGCGGUGCAGCGCAGCAUGCGUGCGGAAGUUUAUAAGUCCAUUCACACGCUCUAUAGGAGUGCAGCUUAUCAGAAACUGAACCCAGUGACGCAGCGCUACGUGCACCGGUUGGUGCAGGACUUUGAGCGUAACGGAUUGCAGCUACCAGAUGAGAAGCAAAAAGAGGUGCAGGCCUGGAAGCAGAAGCUGUCCAAGCUCGGCAUUCAAUUUCAGCAAAACCUCUCGGAGGAGACGAUCGAAGUCGAGUUUUCACAUGACGAGCUAAAGGGGCUCAGUGAAGACUUCAUUGCUGCACUUGAGAAGGGCAAUAAUGACAAGUACAAGAUUGUCCUCUCGUACCCGACAGUAUUCCCAAUCCUUAACACGUGCACUGUGGAAUCGACUCGCAAGGCUGUGGAGUAUGCCUUCAAUCGCCGCUGCAUCGCCAAGAACGUCGCCAUUCUCGAAGAGAUGCUGGAUAUCCGACACAAAAUAGCACUGACACUUGGAUACGAAAAUCAUGCUGCGUACGUUCUCGAGCAAAGGAUGGCGGAAUCGCCGGCAAACGUCCAGGUUUUCUUGAAUGACCUGAACAACAAGCUAGUGCCGCUUGCCAAGAGAAAUCUCGAUGAUCUAUUGAGGCUGAAGGAGGCCGACUGUGAGCGUAAUGGAUGGAAGUUUGACGGAAAAAUCAAUAUGUGGGACUUCCGCUUCUACAUGGACCAGUUCGUCAAGAAGCACUGCUCCAUCGACUCAGAAAAGCUCCGUGAGUAUUUUCCGCUCUCGCACGUGACGGUGGAACUACUGUCCAUGUACCAGGAUCUGCUGAGCCUGAAGUUCGUGGAGAUUUCUCAGCCUCACGUGUGGCACGAAGACGUUCGCAUGUUCGCGGUCUACGAUGCCCGUCCGGGUAAGUUCGGUAACCUUGUUGGUCACUUUUACCUGGAUUUGUUCCCCCGCGCGGGAAAGUAUGGCCAUGCAGCCUGCUUUACGCUUCAACAAGGCUGCGCCAAUUCUGCUGGUGUCCGUGAGUAUCCUGCUGCCGCCAUGGUCGCUAACUUCAAUGCCCCGACCAAGUCAAAGCCAUCGCUCCUGGGACACAAGGAGGUCGUGACGUACUUCCACGAGUUCGGCCACGUGAUGCACUGCUUGUGCUCCGAAGUGGACAUUCCUCGCUUUGCAGGCACGCGUGUAGAGCGUGAUUUCGUUGAAGCCCCAAGUCAGAUGCUGGAAAAUUGGUGCUGGGAAAAGGAGCCGUUGCAGCGUCUGUCGUCGCAUUAUGAAACUGGCGCAAAACUUUCGGACGAUCUGAUUGCACGUCUGAUCUCGACAAAGAAUGUGAGCACUGGACUGUUGAACAAACGCCAGUUGCUUUUUGCCAUCUUUGACCAAACUAUUCACUCAAAGUCCAAGACGAAUACGGCGCAGCUCUUGAAGCAGCUACAAAGUGAGAUUAUGCUGAUUGACAUGACGCCUGAGACGAACUUUGCUGCGUCGUUUGGUCAUUUGGCUGGUGGCUACGAUGCACAGUAUUAUGGCUACAUGUGGAGUGAAGUAUAUUCCGUCGACAUGUUUGUAUCUCGUUUCAAGAAGGAAGGACUGAUGAAUCCAAAGACGGGACUUGCGUAUCGGGAGCUCAUUUUAGCGCGUGGUGGUUCUGUGGAUGCAAGUGUUAUGCUCAAGGACUUUUUGGGUCGCUCGCCCAAUCAGGACGCGUUUCUGCUCAGUAAAGGACUGAAGAUUGAAGCCUAA